AGGGCAGAAGCCAGUGUCGCCUGCAGUCUCAGAGCCAAGAGUAGCUCAGAGGGGGGUGGACUCUUGGGAAGGAGGAGGAGGCCUGGAGAGCAUAGGUCACCGACUCACCGUACAGAGGGCAGGCUCAGGCGUGAUCCGAGGGGGGAAAAGAAUCCUGCCCCAUCCAGGUCUCAGGCUCUGGGAUGGUGCCCACUGGCAGGUGGUGGUUCAGGGCAGCUGAGUAACAAAGACAGGUAGAGCCCCCCAGAUGGGCUGUUAGGCACAGGGUCCUGGAGAUGCAGCAAGGAGACGGGGCACAGAGCUGGACAGCAGGGGGCAUGGAGACGGGGCCCACCGAGAUCAAAGCUGUGAUCGUGGGGGACGGGGGCUGUGGAAAGACCUCCCUGCUCAUGGUCUUCGCCAAGGGGGAUUUCCCCAGGGUCUACGUCCCCACCGUGUUUGAGAAGUACUCUGCCUCCUUCCAGAUUGGCGGAAAGCCGGUGCAAAUCAAUCUGUGGGACACAGCAGGGCAGGAAGAUUACGACAGGCUCCGUCCCCUCUCCUACACAGGAGCCCAUGUGAUUCUCAUGUGCUUCGAUGUCACCAGUCCCAACAGCUUCGACAACAUUCUCACAAAGUGGUACCCGGAGGUGAAUCACUUCUGCAAGGGUGUCCCCAUCGUGCUGGUUGGCUGCAAGACUGACCUGAGGAAGGACAAGGUCCUUCUGAGGCGGCUCCACAAGGACCAGCUGGAGCCCAUCACCUACCACAAGGCAGAGGCCAUGGCCCGGGAGGUGCAUGCUGUCACCUACCUCGAGUGCUCAGCCAAAUACCAGGAGAACAUCACCGACAUCUUCACAGAGGCCUCCAGUGCCGCCUUGAGCGCCAUGCAGAAGAGCCAGCGCAAACGGAAACCCAAGAGGAGCUGCCUGCUCUCCUAGCCAGCUCCCCACUCCUCCUGGGGAUGCCCCAGUGCCCUGCACCCAUCCCAGGGCCAGCACCGCCCUCCAGCAUCUCCAUGGGCAUCGGCUCCCACACAGCCAGGACUGAUGGCAGAUCUUGCCCUCCUUGCAGCAGGCAUCACCAGGGGGUGAAUAAUGCCACAGGAAGGGCAAGUGCCUCCCCCCGCAUAGUUUGACAUGGAAUAAGACCAGAGUAGAGAAGGAGCCAUGUUCCAGCUCACAGGAUUCACUCCCUCAGCUCUGUAACAGAGCACGAGUACAUGUCCAAUAGCCUUAACUCCUCCCAGCUUCACCUGGCUCCAUCUGGCAGCUACCAGCCCACGCGGCUCUUAAUAGCACAGCUCGGCUCAGCACUGCUCCCACCACCACAACCAGGCUUGGCUUGCCAUGGCUCCUGCACAACUACCACCACUGUGAUCCACAGGGUCCCCCCAUCCAUGUCCAUGGACCAAUUCCCUGAAUCCAUCCACAAGACUCCAUAGCCACAAGUCUCUGCAGGGCAUAAGCCCAAAGAGGGACUGUGGUGUCGUCUUUGUUGUGUGUUUGUACAGCACCUCACAAAGUGAGGUCCUGGCCCAUGGCUGGGGCUCCUGCGAUAAUACGCAUAAUAAAUACUAACUGAAAGUAA
Malaclemys terrapin pileata is the source of this 1569-nucleotide messenger RNA. RefSeq names its product rho-related GTP-binding protein RhoF-like. The record is from RefSeq and is a predicted model, not a curated record. The transcript is spliced from 5 exons. Gene Ontology annotation, biological process: small GTPase-mediated signal transduction; cell migration. Lineage: Eukaryota; Metazoa; Chordata; Testudines; Emydidae. Gene Ontology annotation, molecular function: GTPase activity; GTP binding. Bases 276 to 920 code for a protein of 214 amino acids.